UUUAAUAUAAUCCCAAAAGAGAAACAUUUCACCCCCUCUCUCCCUCUUUUGCUUCAUAGACCUCGCCUCCGAACAUGGAUUCCACUCUCCAUCUGGAAUACCAAAUCAGAUAAACCCUUGAUUCGCAGAUCACAAAUCACAAUAUCACAGAAAAGAAAAUAAAGGACGCUUUCCCUUUUUUCUUUCUCGAAUUGCAUUUUCUUGCGGUAUCUGACCCUAUCCUGAUUCACCCAAAUCUCCAGCUUCAAGACCAACACUUUGGGUUUUAUCAUUUUCUUUUUUUCUUUUGUUUAGUAUGCAUAGAUCGGGAGCUGCUAUGGCUUGGAACGUAUUCAAGUUCUGUACGGCCCUACGCGGCCUGGGCUCCAUCAUGAUCUUGUUGGUGCUUGGGGUUGUGGGUGUCACAUAUUACGCCGUCGUUUUAACCAAUUAUGGCCCUUCUCUGUACGACAGUGGCCUUGAUUCUGUCACUGCUCUCGCUGUAUUGAUCCCAUUUCAUUGUUUGUUGGUGAUGCUAUUAUGGAGUUACUUUUCUGUUGUUUUAACUGAUCCGGGUAGCGUGCCUCCUACUUGGAGGCCUGCUAAUGAUGAGGAAAGAGGUGAGUCUGAUCCACUCAAUGCCUCAGAUUUCAGUGGCUUGCCAACCAAUCCAUCCAACCAAAGGAUUCGGUAUUGCCGGAAGUGCACCCAGCUGAAACCACCUCGCUGCCACCAUUGUUCUGUUUGUGGGAGGUGUGUGCUAAAGAUGGACCAUCAUUGUGUAUGGGUUGUAAAUUGUGUUGGAGCAUUAAAUUAUAAAUAUUUUCUUCUAUUUUUAUUCUACACGUUUCUUGAGACAAGUCUUGUGACCUUGUCACUGCUACCACACUUCAUUGCAUUCUUUAGUGAUGGUGAAAUUCCUGGAACACCUGGGACCCUUGCAACCACAUUUCUUGCCUUUGUUUUGAACCUGGCAUUUGCAUUGAGUGUUCUGGGAUUUAUGAUCAUGCACAUAUCCCUGGUUUCUGCUAAUACCACUACUAUCGAGGCAUAUGAGAAGAAAACCACACCGAAGUGGCGCUAUGACCUUGGUCGUAGGAAGAACUUUGAACAGGUAUUUGGGACAGAUAAACGAUACUGGUUCAUUCCGGCUUAUUCAGAAGAAGAUUUGCGACGAAUGCCUGCACUCCAGGGUCUUGAAUAUCCAUCAAAGCCCGACUUGGACUCCCAAGAGUUCUAGCAACCAGUCGUGUUAUGGAACUGGAAAUUUUUCUUUUUUUUAACAAUGGAAAUGGAGCCCAGCCAAAACAUGCCAAUAUGCCCAAACCUUGAUAAUCAAAUUGCUCUGCUUAUAUGAGGUCCUAACCAUUAAUUCCUGGAGGCGUCCUUCUGAAAUAACUGGCUAGAGAGAGAUAUAUAUGUUGAGAGAGAGAGAGAGAGAGAGAGAGAGAGAGAGAGUAGCGUUAAGAAAUUCUGGAAGAUCAAAUUCUAGGUUGCAUAAUAUUGGGAAGUCAUGAUUGGCUGAUAUUUGCUUGUUCUAAUUGCGAGGAAUAUGGGAACUGCAUGAAGGAAUUGCAAGUUUAUUGAUGUGGUAUUACGCUGCUGAUGUUGGUGUUCCUAUAGGUUUUAUUGUAUAUUGAAUGGAAAAUAUUGAAAAUCAAGUAUCUGGCUUUUGCCUGCCUUGGUGGAAAA
Messenger RNA from Manihot esculenta (cassava), 1671 nucleotides. RefSeq names its product probable protein S-acyltransferase 14. The record is from RefSeq and is a predicted model, not a curated record. Gene Ontology annotation, biological process: protein targeting to membrane; peptidyl-L-cysteine S-palmitoylation. Gene Ontology annotation, cellular component: Golgi apparatus; endoplasmic reticulum. The coding region runs from base 296 to 1219 and encodes 307 amino acids. Gene Ontology annotation, molecular function: protein-cysteine S-palmitoyltransferase activity. Lineage: Eukaryota; Viridiplantae; Streptophyta; Magnoliopsida; Malpighiales; Euphorbiaceae. The transcript has 7 exons.